AUGGCUGAGGAAUCUGCUGCCGAAAAGGCCCCUGCUGGGGAGUCCUUCUUGUCACAGCCGAACUCCGAUGCCCAAGGCCAACUCACCGCGGCCGUCGACGAGCUCCUCGACCAACUCCAAAGCAAGUUCGACAAUGUCUCGAAAGAGGUGUUUGGGAAAUUGGACGACAUGACCCGCCGACUGGACGAACUGGAGGCUUCUUUAGUUUCCUCCGGAGGUGACUCGGCCUCUGUGACACCAACUAAAUAG
Penicillium cinerascens is the source of this 249-nucleotide messenger RNA. Its product is annotated as heat shock factor-binding 1 family protein. The coding region runs from base 1 to 249 and encodes 82 amino acids. Gene Ontology annotation, molecular function: transcription corepressor activity. The transcript has 3 exons. Gene Ontology annotation, biological process: cellular heat acclimation. The record is from RefSeq and is a predicted model, not a curated record. Gene Ontology annotation, cellular component: cytosol; nucleus. NCBI's taxonomy places the organism in Eukaryota, Fungi, Ascomycota, Eurotiomycetes, Eurotiales, Aspergillaceae.